ACGGACAGACAGCGAUAUCUCAGUUCUAGCGUUCCGUAACCUACAUUUCACAAUUGAAAUGUUCUAAACGUUAUGAAAUUUUUUAAGAAAAAAAUGAAAAGCUUACUUGGUUCUGUACCUAUGUAUCUAAAUUCUAGGUUUAUACAAUUUAGAGUCAGUUGCAGAAAUGAGCUAUUUGUUCAACAUUGUACACAUUAAGAUACCUGUUAUCACAGCAGGUAACGUUUUACAAAUAUUUAUACUUCGUACAAAUAUAAAAUGUACCUCAUCGAUUACUAACUCGAUGCUCGGACUAUUCGUAAAACUAUUAAUCAUAAUUAUGUCAACAGUCAGCAGUACGUACGACUACAACAUCCGGUAUCUUUUUCGUUUGUUUCCUUUACACAACGGAUGGGAACCAAAUUCAAGUUCAGCCAAUUAUAAAUAUAAAUACAAUGGAAUACAAUAGCAACCAUGGGUUCCGUACUAGAGUUUUUCAACAAUAUUAUUAAGAAAAAAGGAAAUGACAAAUGUGGCCGUUGGGUAAUUCAAUUUUCUGUAUGAGAUGAGGCUUUUUACAGCUUAUCCAGCAGUGUGUGUAAUUCGGUCCGGUAAUUUAAUCGAACUAGCUGAUCCGGUGAACUUUCUUCCUCCGAGCUGAUCUAUGAAUUUCAAAGCAUGCAAAAAACGUACAAGUCGGACCAUCUUCGCUUUUUAGGAGGAAUUCAGCCAUAUACGCACGUACAGUACAAUACAUAUACAUAUUAUAAAAGGGUAAUCUUGAAUCUAUAAAAGGAUAUUGAGGAUAUGAGAAUUUCAUGGUCAAUCUGCAUGACACUGUGAUUAACUCUAGACAGAAAAUAGACAAUAGGCAUGAUGCACAGAUUUUUUCGAAAAAUAAAAUAUAUUAUAAAAGUUUAUUCAACGUGACUCCUGUCAUUGUUCAUAAACAAAAGCUGUUAACGCAUGUUAUCAACGAUUAAUUCUUAAAAAAGUCUUAAUCCAUUUCCUAACUUACCAGAUUAACCUUAGAAUUGAAUACAAAAUAAACAAUUCGUAGGCUUUAAGCCUAUUAAAUUCAGCUAAGAACUCUAAAAAUAAUAAGUCAAUAUCAUAGGUAUUCCGUCCCACGCCCUACCAUUUUUCUUCGAGUGGCUGUAUGCUCGGUUGCCUUUGCCUUCAGUCGUUUACCGUUUGGCGCGAAAAAAACAUACGCACUCGGCAAGUCUGCACGUUGGUCGCUGGGUAUUUACAGUGUCGUUUUGUAUAAAUAGGUUGUUUUUAAUGUCUGUGCCGCAUCUCUUCGCGUUGUUUACUGAGAAUCGCACGAGAGCGACGCUGUCCAAAACUAUGUACCGAGAACUGUUCCUGUUGCUACUAUGCGUUGGCAUAGUGCUCCCAGCUCCACAGCAGGACAGUAACAUCACUUACGUCACGCGUCAAGCUAAGCUAGACGAACCCAGACCAGACACCAUUACUUCAGAAACUGAAUCAAAGAUAGAAAAUGUUCCUCUCACUAUACCUGGUACAAUAGAUACCAAAAGCAAUACUACUACCACCGAAAAUACGAAGAAUAUUACAGCGAAAACACCUGAUAAACCAGUCUACAAUUAUUCUGAUCGAAUAUAUUCUAUAAAAACUAAACCGAAAACUACUACAAGCACAACAGAAGAGACUCCAACUCCUACUGAAGAAGUAGCUGAAGAGGUGAACGUCAAUAAAACUGACGUCAUCGUACUAGAGAUUAAGGAUACCGACAUCACUCCCGCGGAGAGCAUUCUCCAAGACACCAUAGCUAAUGAGAAUCAGAGCAGUACGUACGAAGACGUGACGGUGAGCGACGAACUGGUGACGGAAAAGUACGAAGAGGAAACUACAGCAACCACAGAAGUGGAUGUGGAAACCACGAGACCACCGCUCCCGAAAUUUAUCCCCAAACUAAGCUACUUCGGGAAGUCCAGCUAUCCGGGAUCGUUUUCGCAGAACCUGAUCGCGAAUCCCGGAAAAAGGAGGUUUAGAUCUCGUUGCAGGUGCGAGAAAAUAUGGAACUGUGUGAAGUUACAAAUAAGUGUCCCGAGAUGUCCCGAAGAAUACUUUUUGUGUUGUUCUUAGAUGUUGAUUUGGCUCUGGCGAGCUCGUGAGUACCCACCGAACUGUUACAGAUCGUGUAAGGAGGAAUGUUGGACUAAUGUGCCUCGAAGGUCAAUCAAAACUCGUUAUAGCUUGUUUACAUCUUCUUUGUCUCAUAAACAUGAGAAAAAUGUAAAAACAUGAUGUAAAUAGGAGACUAGGUAGGAAUUUUAAGACUAGUCCAAAAAUUUAGCUUGUUUUAGAAUGACUUCUUUCAAUCAUAAGUAGCGUAUUAUAAUCCUCGCAAUUUUCUACCAUUGGACGCGAUUGACGUUAUUGGCAAUACAUUUCUAUUGAUAGCCUUUUUUGAUACUGGGUUUUGCCAUGAUAACGUCGUUAUCCUGUAAUGCGACAAAGUUCUUGCAAACUUAACAUAAUAGUAAUAGAUCUUAAUAGAUCCCCGAACAUUGUAAAGAUAUUUGACCGAUGUAAGUGUUCAGUAGUUAUUUAUUGUAAUCUAUUUAGGUCAUUAGGAAUGUAUUAUAUGAGAAUUCUAGCAUUUAAAACAUUUUCCAAUGUUAGUUACCCAAAACUUGAGAAACGCUGGACGCUUUUCUCAAGUUUUAGCGAGACAAAUAUAGUUUUUAAGUCAGUAUUUACCUAGGACCUAUUACAAGUACAAAUGCCAAAUUAUAAUCACAGGCAUUUUAAACGUACUUUAUAGUUCAUUAUUAUUUAUAUGAAGAAUACAAGAAAAAUAAAAACAUUUAGAAAAAUUAACAAUGUGUUUUAACUUAAGAACUGAGGGUCUUCUACCACCUCCUCAAGUAAUAUGGCAUGUGUGCGAAAGAGACGCCACUCUACGCCGUGUAAUGCGCUAUCACGCUGUUUCGAAACGGCAAUUUUGAAAAUAAACCUAAAGACAGUAACACUAUACAUAAAAACAACAAAUGGAAAUUUACACAUUUAAUUCGUCAUAUAGAAACAAGAGUUAUCACAAAAAUAUAACAUUACUUAAACAGUCAUUCGCCUAGAAGAAUAUAUUAAACAUUUACUACCAACUAAACAUGCUUACAAUGUACAGAAAAUUCAAUACGACCGUCCACACAUCAGAGAAAUAUGGUAAAAGCACCUUUGUGUAACAGACUUAAGAUUCAUUAUUGUCUUUCUGACAUGUGGUGAGCCGUACAAUUAAAUUAAGAGACAUAAACAUUGUUUAUACACGCUGAAAUUUUACUAAUAUAGUUGAGUGAAGCGAUAGUACCUGAUGCCAAAGAAAUAAAAAAACAUGCGAGGCAGACACCAAGGAAUAAAAAUAAAGAGCGAUACUUAUUUAUGAAACAUCAAACAUUACCAAAUAUGCAUGGAAACAAAGCUACGACGUCACACUUACUGAAGGAGAAGGCACUAUACAAAAAUGGCAUCCGUCCUUUUUAAUAAAAAAAGAAAAAAAAUCUGUUUUUAACAGAAAAAAUAAAGAGCACCGUUUAAAAAA
Trichoplusia ni (cabbage looper) is the source of this 3544-nucleotide messenger RNA. RefSeq lists its product as uncharacterized. The coding region runs from base 1264 to 2091 and encodes 275 amino acids. Lineage: Eukaryota; Metazoa; Arthropoda; Insecta; Lepidoptera; Noctuidae. The transcript has 2 exons. The record is from RefSeq and is a predicted model, not a curated record.